AUGCUAUGUGAUAAACUUGAAGACUUGAGUGUCUGUAGGAAAUACUCAGACACAAAACAUCUUUUGAAAUGUGUCAACAUUGAAGGCAAGUAUUUCCUAUGCAAAUAAAUUUAGUAAAUAAAACUUCUUUAAUAGCUGGAAGGCUGGAUAUCUGCUUUACUACAGUUCAUGGGUGUUACAUGCAAAGCUGCAAUUAAACUGUAGGCUGUGCUUUUUUUACUAUGUUAGUGUAAUUUCACAAUAAAUUGUUCCUUCGAAAGUGUGUACUGCAGAGCAAACUGGGUGAAAGAUAUGUGACUGUUAGAAAGUAGCAAGUUGGUCAAAUAUUCACAUGUAACUGCAGUUAUUCUGUAUCUUCCUGAGUUCAGUAUCUUAUUUACAUGUCCUGCAGGAUUUGCUGGUGCCCUGUGCAGCCAUUAUGUUGACCAGUGUAGCUGCUGUUGGUGCCGAGGAAGAAAAUAUGACUGUAACAGAAGAUUUUAGUAGAGUAGAAAAUACUUACCAAAUGGAAGCAGAGGUCUGCAUCACAUUCAGUGAUUUUGGACAAAUGCAGAAUAUUUGCAAUCUACUCACUGAAAAGUUAGGAACAUCUGUUAUCAUCAAUCCACCUCAUUUCUACCAUACACCAGAAGCCAUAGACACCCUUCGAAAAACAUGACUUGCAAGAAACGAGGCUUACAUCCUUCCUUUUUGUACAUGGGCCCCAUGGCCGUCUGCUACCACCCUUCUUCCUUUGCAAGUGACAACUGUACUCCAGAGAGGAAGAACAAGUUCAGAACAUAAUGGCACCUCCAAUAACCAUGGUCCUGAUCCUGGAGAGAGCUAAGGCAACUUCUAUAUGUAUAUAUAUGAAUCUUCCAACAAAGAAGUGCCUGUGAAAAUAAAUCCUAGGCCAGGGAAUAUGGGCCAUUACAUUCUCUGCUAUCCAUAAACAUUCCUGCCCAAAGUAACCCACAGUCUAAACAAAAAAAAAGUGAGGGAUGAAUACGGAGUUUGUGAUGCAAUCAGUAUCUAUCCAUGAACAAUGAGCCAGUG
Messenger RNA from Ficedula albicollis (Collared flycatcher), 1035 nucleotides. RefSeq names its product interleukin 1 receptor associated kinase 1 binding protein 1 (gene IRAK1BP1). NCBI's taxonomy places the organism in Eukaryota, Metazoa, Chordata, Aves, Passeriformes, Muscicapidae. The transcript has 4 exons. Gene Ontology annotation, biological process: canonical NF-kappaB signal transduction; immune response. The coding region runs from base 419 to 658 and encodes 79 amino acids. The record is from RefSeq and is a predicted model, not a curated record.